Messenger RNA from Populus nigra (black poplar), 1135 nucleotides. RefSeq names its product GEM-like protein 4. The coding region runs from base 207 to 917 and encodes 236 amino acids. Lineage: Eukaryota; Viridiplantae; Streptophyta; Magnoliopsida; Malpighiales; Salicaceae. The record is from RefSeq and is a predicted model, not a curated record. The transcript is spliced from 4 exons.
AUUCAAUUCUUCACACAUGACAACGAAGAAUGUUUGAAAUUUCACUCUCAUAACUGUUUCUCUUGUGGAAAAAUAAUAUAGAGAAUAUUAUAUGAUUUAAAUAGCAAUAUACGCCUCCUUUUUAUCUCUUCAUCAGGCAAAGUUUAUAGGCUAAGCCAUCAGGUUUUCCUUUGAGGACUACUCUCUGUGCGUGUUAGACAAAAACUAUGAGCAUGAAGGGUCAGUUUGCAGACAAGUUCAAUGGAAGUCCAUUGAUGAUCAUUAAAACUUUUGAGACAACCCCAGAAAGAUCAUCUUCUUUAUCUGAGCCUGUCAGCUUGCUGCAAAGUCCAUAUUCCUCUCAGGGUUCUCCAAGCUCCUCCAAAACUAGUAGUAAUAAAUGGGAUUCACAGCCAGGAAAAACAAAAAAACUAGGAAGGAAAAGCAGUACUUUUGCUUACAGGAUUCACGAUCACGUGAAAUUGGGGGCUACCUUCUCUGAAACAGUGAAAGGCAAGCUGAGACUGGGGGCAAAGAUAAUUCAAGAAGGAGGGAGGGAGAAUAUUUUCAAGCAGGUUUUUGGUGUCAGAGAAGGAGAAGAGCUAUUAAAGGCAUCACAGUGCUAUUUAUCAACCACAGCUGGUCCUCUUGCAGGGCUUCUUUUUAUCUCCACUGAAAAGGUUGCCUUCUGCAGUGAGAGAUCAAUUACCUUCCCUUCUCCUAAUGGACAAUUUGUCAGAAAACCCUACAAGGUGGUGAUACCAGUGAGGAAGAUUGAAAGAGCCGACAGGAGUGAGAACAUGAACAAGCCGCAACAGAAGUACAUAGAAAUAGUCACGCAAGACAAUUUUGAGUUCUGGUUCAUGGGAUUCUUGCGUUACGAAAAAGCUUUCAAGAAUCUACACAAAGCUAUUUCUUUGGCGAAUUCUGCCUCUUAAAUUAAGAGGACAUUUUGUAAGAUGGACACAUACGUAAGUAGAUAGAAAAGAAGUUUAUCUUUUAGAUUAGACAAGUGUGCUCAUUGAGGCCUGGAAGGAAAAGCCUGGCUUUAAGUUCCGUUUGGAAACAGGGCUCUGCAGAACUAUGUGUUUUCUAGUAUAAAAUAUUAUUUUGAUGUUUUAUAAUGAAUGAAAAGUAUUAUUUUAAUGUUUUUCAA